AAAAAAAAAAAAAAAAAAGAAAAGGUGAAGUGUACACCUUUUUGUUUCUCUUGGUUUUUACAUAGACACUGCUUGCUUGAUGGAUACUCUUCUCUUUUUGCUCGUCUACUCAAGUGAUGAUCACUCGCUUACUUGCUAUUUCUAACGGUGGUUCAUGCUGUAUUUCUCAACACCUCUUUCUAAGGGGAGGGCAAUCAUGUCGAUGAUAUUGUUCUAUCUGUACAGUAACGUUUCCUCCUAUCCCUUCUCUACAAGAUCAUUGGGACGAGGGGCUCAACCUAUUGGCUCCUAUAGAAGUGCCUAUCUCUCUACCUAUCUAUCUAUCUAUCUAUCUAUAUUUAUCUAUAUGCAUUUACAUCUGUGUUAUAUAAAAGUCUUACAGCAGGAAAAAGGGUCCUUCUUUCAUUUCCAACUCCUCCCACAUAAAACAAAAAAGAAAAAAAAAGAUACUACUUGUGCAUUUCUACGUGUCUUUCUUUUUUGUCUAUUCUAUCGUUUACAUCCCACCGAGAUAAAGGUCCCUUUUUUCAAAAAAAUGAGGAAAUGCUGCUCGAGUCCACUUGCUUUUCCUAGUAAACGAGAUCCCUCCAAACAUCGAAUUUCAGACUUGCUGUCUUACUUAAAAUUCAUGGAAAGCUCGCAUUGACCCAUUUUUCAAAAAAAGAAAAAAAAAAAAAAAACAGUUGACCACCGUCGUGAUCAUGGGGCCACCCAAAAGAGAUGAGCGUCUGCUCGGGUGGACGCCUAUUCUUCACAUGGCUGCUCUAAUGCGCGCUCAAGACGGGUACGGAAGGCAAAACGGUAGCGCUGAAAAAGAUCCUAAUGAAGAACUGCAAAGGAAGUGCAUCCGUUCAUCUUUAUUAUUGCGCGCAACAUUGUUCAGCUACUUUGGCACAUUUUUUUAACUUGUGGACGGUCU
Mycotypha africana is the source of this 919-nucleotide messenger RNA. RefSeq lists its product as uncharacterized. The coding region runs from base 155 to 646 and encodes 163 amino acids. The record is from RefSeq and is a predicted model, not a curated record. Lineage: Eukaryota; Fungi; Mucoromycota; Mucoromycetes; Mucorales; Mycotyphaceae. The transcript has 3 exons.